Molecule: messenger RNA, 327 nt
Organism: Postia placenta MAD-698-R-SB12
Lineage: Eukaryota; Fungi; Basidiomycota; Agaricomycetes; Polyporales; Adustoporiaceae
Exons: 1
Source: RefSeq, a predicted model, not a curated record
AUGCGAGCCCUCACUAGUGCCGCCGCGGCGAGUUUCACGCUCGCUGUUACAGCUCAGUCAUACCCACAGGUGCAAAUGACUUACAAUUACUCAUAUGAUAUCUCAUCGACCUCCGUCGAAUCCCUUACGUGCGGAAGCCAGCUAAAGGCCCAGGGCUACGCCACGCUCGGAGAUAUUCCCCAUUAUCCGUCAAUCGGGGCAUCUGAGAACGUCACCGAUGCCAAUUCAGCCGCUUGUGGGACGUGCAUCCUCCUGCAGUUCGCCGGAAAUUUCGCAUCAGUUCUAGUCGUGAAUCAUACCGAUGAGGGGAUGGUGACCUCAGAGCAA